Prorocentrum cordatum is the source of this 569-nucleotide messenger RNA. NCBI's taxonomy places the organism in Eukaryota, Dinophyceae, Prorocentrales, Prorocentraceae. The record is from the annotation of a GenBank genome assembly.
UGGCUCGAGCGAGGCUCGCGCCACCAUCGCCAAAGCCGAACACCAGUGUUUCAGGCAAUCUCGUGGCUGUCGGCCCGGCGAAUUUUUUUUAAGCGGAUGGGCAAGGACGGUGAGGUGAAGAUGGUGCCCUACGUGCAGACUUGGCUCUGGCCUUCUGUCACCCUUGCGGGCUUCUCGUCCCUGUGCUUCGGCGUCUACAUCGGCAAAAUCACAAACUCCCACGAGUGGAAGGAGAUCUUCCUGGACUAUUGCCACCACAAGCGCACGCAGUACUCGCCCACCCCGCUGGACAAGAUUGCGCGCACCUGUAUGAACAUCCUGAAGAUUGCCCCGAAGUGACGCGGCGCUCUGUCUCGCCCAGCAGCGAGGAGGACCCUGCGUGGUCCUCCUCUGCCCUCUCGCUCGCCCCGCCCGGCCUCCACGUCGAGGUUGUUGGGUAGACCGGAGCAUGGCACGGUGCGGCCUCGUCGAGCAGCCGCGAUUUUGUCGCAGCCUCAAGCCCUAUCCUGCCUCCCAUUCGUCCUUGUCCUCCCCCUUGCCUCCUCCCUCCUCCGACCCCCCUGCUGCUC